This is a messenger RNA of Ascochyta rabiei, 1263 nucleotides long. RefSeq lists its product as uncharacterized. NCBI's taxonomy places the organism in Eukaryota, Fungi, Ascomycota, Dothideomycetes, Pleosporales, Didymellaceae. The coding region runs from base 1 to 1263 and encodes 420 amino acids. The record is from RefSeq and is a predicted model, not a curated record. Gene Ontology annotation, biological process: magnesium ion transport. Gene Ontology annotation, cellular component: membrane. The transcript is spliced from 4 exons. Gene Ontology annotation, molecular function: magnesium ion transmembrane transporter activity.
AUGGUGGAAGACAAAUACAUAGGCCUCUGCCUUGCAGUCUCGUCCUCUCUCGCCAUCGGCGCCAGUUUCGUCAUCACAAAAAAGGGCCUCAAUGCGUCCAUGGAGAAACACGGCUUCGACGGCGACGGCUACUCGUACCUGCGCAAUUCGACAUGGUGGGCCGGUAUCAUCACCAUGGUCCUCGGCGAGAUCUUCAACUUCGCCGCAUAUGCCUUUGCGCCCGCUAUUCUCGUCACCCCGCUCGGUGCGCUGAGUGUGCUUAUCGGCGCUGUCCUGGGGAGCUAUUUCCUCGAUGAGCAGCUGGGACUGUUGGGCAAGAUUGGUUGUGCUAUUUGCCUGAUUGGGAGUGUCAUCAUUGUGCUGCAUGCGCCGCCAGAUAAAGAAGUUUCGUCAGUGGACGAGAUCUUGAAUCUAGCACUUCAGCCAGGCUUCCUCAUCUACUGCCUCUUCGUCGCCAUCUUCUCCAUCUUUAUGAUUUACAAGAUCGCGCCCAAGCACGGCCGCAAGAACCCACUCAUUUACCUCUCCAUCUGCUCCACAACCGGCUCAGUCUCCAUCAUGUUCAUCAAGGCCUUCGGUAUUGCGUUGAAGAUGACAUUCGCGGGCAACAACCAAUUCACGCACCCUUCGACCUACGUCUUCGUCAUCAUGAUCGUAGGCUGCAUCCUCACGCAGAUGAACUACUUCAAUAAAGCCCUCAGCCAAUUCUCUACCAACAUUGUCAAUCCCCUCUACUAUGUAACCUUCACAACCUGCACCCUCAUCGCUUCGUGUCUCCUCUUCCAAGGCUUCAACACCACAUCUGUCGUAAACACCAUCUCGCUACUUUGCGGCUUCCUCAUCAUCUUCUCCGGCGUCUACCUGCUCAAUCUGUCCCGCGACGACCCCAACGGUAUCUCCAACUCAGGCAACACUCUCUCUGACGGCAUCCCUUCAGAUGCCAUCUCUGGGUUCCCGACAAGGCGUAGCAUGCAGGCAAGGAGGAGCCAGGAGCUGUAUCUGCAGAGCAACGUCAACGGGAGCUUUUCCGGACGCAGGAGCGUGGGCGGGGAAGGGGCAGGGCUUAUGCACGACUAUGAUGUGGAGAACCAGUUUGAGCUUGGGGAUCUCGCAGACAGCGAUGACGAAGACGGAAAGGGCAAGAGGGCCAGCUACGACGAGGAGGGCAGGCUGGGCGGCCGCGCAAGCAGCGGGAGUAACAUGCGCAGCCUGAGGGUCCAGAGGGAGAACGUGCAGCCGAAACGCACCUUGAGCCCACGAUAG